Papaver somniferum (opium poppy) is the source of this 909-nucleotide messenger RNA. RefSeq names its product dirigent protein 1-like. Lineage: Eukaryota; Viridiplantae; Streptophyta; Magnoliopsida; Ranunculales; Papaveraceae. The transcript has a single exon. Bases 93 to 809 code for a protein of 238 amino acids. The record is from RefSeq and is a predicted model, not a curated record.
AACCAAUCAACCUACCUUAGUUACAUAUAAACUACUUAUACACAGCCGGAGUUUCAGACAUUUGAGAGAAAGAGAGUAGGCUUCUAAAAAUCAUGGGUGCAGCUAUGAAUUUUUUCUCAUUUCUUGCUGUUGCAAUGGUUUUAUCCAUGUCUCACUCACAAGCUCAGGAGGGUAAUUGGGGUGACGAGUCGGUUCCAUACACAAUGGGUCCGGAGAAGAUGACUAAGUUACGUUUUUACUUCCACGAUAUUAUCACCGGCAAUAGUCCAACAGCGGUUCAGAUAGCUCAGGCGACAGGAACAAACACUUCUGCUACAAUGUUUGGAGCGUUGAUGAUGAUAGAUGACCCAUUGACUGAAGGUCCCGACCCCAAUUCUAGAUUGGUCGGACGAGCUCAAGGUUUUUAUGGUUCAGCUGGACAGAAUGAACUAGCUUUGAUCUUGGGAAUGAGUCUAGUUUUUACUGGGAAUGAGAAGUUUAACGGGUCUACUAUCAGCGUUCUGAGCCGAAAUCCUGUCAUGCAUACAGAACGAGAAUUUGCGAUUGUUGGUGGAACCGGGUAUUUUCAAUUUGCUCGCGGGUUUAUUAGUGCCAAGACCUAUAGCCUCGUCGGGCCAAAUGCUGUUGUCGAGUACAAUUGUACUAUCGUUCACCCAAGCUCGGUUUCGGAAUCGGGCAAAUCAGAUUCUAGCUCAGGCAAAUCGGAUUCCAGCUCAGGGUCCCAAAUCUCUUUAGGGACCAAUCUUGUAUUUCUUUCAGUUAUUGCAUUUGUAACUAUUAUUGUAUCCCCACAGCACUUCAGCUGGUAGCAUGCAUACUUUGUACUCAGCUUCAAAGUUCUAAGAUCAACCUUUAUCAGCUUGUUAAUUUGUAGCAGUGGAUUCUUCAAAUAAAAUGCAUUUUGGCAAA